Molecule: messenger RNA, 270 nt
Organism: Microthlaspi erraticum
Lineage: Eukaryota; Viridiplantae; Streptophyta; Magnoliopsida; Brassicales; Brassicaceae
Source: the annotation of a GenBank genome assembly
AUGGCGCUUCUUCAGCUUCUGUUUGGACUUGGUGGUGCCGUUCUCGGUGUGGCUUCACUUGGGGAGGAGAGUGGCGUCUUGGCGCUCUCCUCUGUUGAGGUUUCCGAUUGUCUCUCUACCUCUGCUUUCGUUUGCUCGACGGUUUUGGCGGCUUUGGACGGAGGUCUUCCAUGGGGUGUGGUUCGACUAGAUCUACAGGGUAUUGUUCCGACUAGAUCUAUGUGGUGUGCUGAUCUGGAGUCUCGAGAACUGGUGUGCUCUUGGCGAUAA